Molecule: messenger RNA, 524 nt
Organism: Chaetomium strumarium
Lineage: Eukaryota; Fungi; Ascomycota; Sordariomycetes; Sordariales; Chaetomiaceae
Exons: 3
Coding region: 116-379 (87 amino acids)
Source: RefSeq, a predicted model, not a curated record
CCACAAUUACAUCAGCCACGACGCAAUGUAAAUAAACACUUCAUGAUAAUCCCUUUCUCUUUACAAUAUUACAUUCUUGCUUAGUUUCCAUUAGUAUAGCUAGUGUUCAAAUUGCAUGUGUUUUAACCUAGUUGUGGUGACUUGUGUGGUGGUGGAUUGGUUUUCCUGUAUCAAUUAUUCACGGCCAGUUCCCCACCUGUCUCAUUCGUUCAGAAGGAUGCGGCUUUGCAUUGUUGUGAUGCAAUCUCGAAGUCAGGAACCUUCAUCUGCCCCUCCGCUAAACAGCACAACGUGGCUAUUGAAGAUGACGAGGAAGCAGGCCGGAACAGGGAUGCACAUCCCGCUUGUUGCCGAUAGAUACCAAUCGCGCGGCCACUAAGCUAUACUGUGGUCCUUGCUGCAUGACUUGAAGGAAGAUAUGGAUCAGUUCAAGUUGACGAGGUACAUUCAUACGGGCAUAAUGAUGGUGAAAGCAAAGCAAUGUAUAACAUGACAGAUGGAAUACCAAUUCCCAAGCAACUCAG